Erigeron canadensis is the source of this 963-nucleotide messenger RNA. RefSeq lists its product as uncharacterized. The transcript is spliced from 2 exons. The record is from RefSeq and is a predicted model, not a curated record. Bases 1 to 963 code for a protein of 320 amino acids. NCBI's taxonomy places the organism in Eukaryota, Viridiplantae, Streptophyta, Magnoliopsida, Asterales, Asteraceae.
AUGCAUGGCCACAGUUUCACGUACGUGCUUAACAAUGAAAGCAAUAGUAGCAAGAUUGACCAUAUCUUGAUGUUUCCUGGUUUCAUGAAUAAAUGGCCUACUGCCUCAUUCACAUCCCUGCCCAGGUCAUUGUCUGACCAUCGGCCCCUGAUCUUAACAACGUCCGAUGUUGAUUUUGGACCACCACCUUUUCGCCUAUUUUCAUCUUGGUCCCUCAAACCAGGUUUUGAUCAAGUUGUUCAAAACAGCCUGUCCACCGGUAUUUUCUUUGGCAAGCCCGGCCAAAUCCUUAAUUCAAAACUCAAAAAACUAAAACCAGACAUAAAACGUUGGAUUCGGGAAAUCUCCACUCAAGAAAACCAGGAAACCCAAUCCCUCCAAGAUCAACUUGAAAGCCUUGACCAAAUCAUCGACCACAGAGAUUUCACUGACACCGAGCAAGCCCUCUGGAUUGACACUGGUAAACUCCAAACCUUUGAAAAAGCAAAAACCAUGGACCUAAAACAAAAGUCUCGAGCAAAAUGGAUUGAGGACAGUGACGAAAAUUCUGCCUUCUUUCAUGGUUAUAUCAACAGCCGUAUUGCAAAAAACCGAUUGUGUGGCCUAGAAAUCAAUGGCAACUGCUCCUCCCACAUUGCUCUCAUUCCCAAAAAGGCAGAUGUCAGAGAACUAAAAGAUGUUCGUCCAAUCACUUUGAUUGGAUGCAUCAAGAAGACGAUAUCGAAAACCCUUGCCAACAAAUUAAAAGGUAAGUUGUCACAAGUAAUAUCCCAAAACCAAUCCGUCUUUCUCUCUGAUAGGAAUAUUCUCGAUGGCCCAUUGAUGUUAGAUGAGAUAAUUUCUUGGCUAAGGAAAAAUAAACGUGAAGCCUUUUGUCUGAAAAUUGAUUUUGAGAAAGCAUUUGAUAUUGUGAACUGGGACUUUUUGUUAUCAAUCAUGGAACAAAUGGCCUUUCCCAGCUGA